This is a messenger RNA of Metopolophium dirhodum (rose-grain aphid), 2415 nucleotides long. RefSeq lists its product as uncharacterized. The transcript is spliced from 2 exons. Gene Ontology annotation, biological process: proteolysis. The record is from RefSeq and is a predicted model, not a curated record. Gene Ontology annotation, molecular function: aspartic-type endopeptidase activity. NCBI's taxonomy places the organism in Eukaryota, Metazoa, Arthropoda, Insecta, Hemiptera, Aphididae. The coding region runs from base 1 to 2415 and encodes 804 amino acids.
AUGGUAAACACUCUAAAAGCGCGGCGAGGACAAAUUAGAGGCAAUUUAACACGAUUUUGGACGUAUGUGUCUACUCCGGACAAUGAUCCUAAGCAAAUAAGUAUACGACGACCAAAGAUUGAAGAAGCAUGGGAAGAGUUUCAACAGGUACAGUCGGAGAUUCGGGAUGAGGAAGAUGCAAAUGAACAUGAAGAAUAUCAAGUAGAUUUCGAAGAGUUAUAUUUCAAGGCAAUGGCCAAAGCGGAAGAGAGACUUCAACAAUCAGAAAUAAAAGAAAACUUGUCCAUCGACACACAAGUAGGAAAAGAAAAAAACGGUGUAAGAGAGAUAAGUAAUGCCGUACCAUCGAUAAAAUUAGCUGCGUUACAAAUACCCGUGUUCUCAGGUGUAUACUCCGAAUGGGCUCCGUUCUAUGAUAUAUACACCGCACUGGUUCACAAUAACAAACACCUGACAACAAUAGAAAAAUUUAUUCAUUUACGUGCGUCACUAUCUGACGAUGCGGCGAACUGUGUCAAGAACCUAGAGACCACAGUUAAUAAUUAUGAACACGUUUGGAACAGUUUGGUUACGAGAUACAAUAAUAAAAAAUUAUUAGUACAAACACACGUAAAAGGUAUUUGUGAUUUACCUACAGUCAAAGCGAGUUCGUCCACGGGCUUGCGACAAUUUUCAGAUGGUUUACGUGGUCAUAUAUCGGCCUUAAGAGCAUUGGAUCAACAACCGUCAGAGUGGGGACCGUUGUUAACACAUAUUAUAUGUACUAAAUUAGACGCAGUCACUAUAAGCGAUUGGGAAACGAAGUGCGGGAGAGACGAAAUCAAAAAGGUCGACGAAUUAAUCGAAUUUUUAGAAGCACGUAAAAAAGGCACAAAAAAUACCACAUCAUCUACUUCAUUUGUCAACACCUCGGAAAUAAAAUGUUACGUAUGUCAACUAUCGCACACUAUAUACAAGUGUCCCAAGUUUAUCGCACUAUCAGCGAUCGACCGAAUUAAAAAGGUAAACGACCUUAAUUUGUGCAACAUUUGCCUCCGGCGUCACGACAAAAGGAAAUGUCUUGGGCGAAAUUGUCUAAGGUGUUCCAAGCCACAUAAUACAAUGUUACACAUAAACAAUUACAAACACCAACCAAAUUCAACGAGUGAAACAUCAGAAGCAAACAGUAAAACUGAGGGAGAAACACCUGCCUUAAGCACGGUGACCGCCCACGCAUUCGCGUCGGGUGAACAGGUGUUAUUAGCUACGGUAGUAGCCCUAGCUGUGAGUCCCUACACGAAAACGACAACAUGUCGUGCUUUAUUAGACUCCGGGUCUCAGAAAAAUUUUAUAACGGAAGAGAUGGUGCAGACACUACGUUUAAAAAGAAAUAAAAUUAAACACGUAAUCAGCGGUAUCGGUGAAAUAGUACAACAUGCGUCGUCGUCAGUAUGGUUAAAAAUAAAAUCCCGCGUAAGUGAUUACGCGGUAUUUCUACCAAUGAUAGUAGUACCAAAGAUCACGGGUCAAUUACCUCCGCGAAAUAUAACAACAACAUGUAACGUUCCCGAUAACAUUAAAUUGGCCGAUCCACAUUUUAGUACGCCCCAAAAAAUCGACAUAUUAUUAGGCGCAACGCAUUUUUAUCAAUUUUUAUGUGAUGGACAAAUACGUCCCUCGACGACUGGGCCGUUAUUCCAAGAAACAGUAUUUGGAUGGGUGGCCGCUGGAGCAAUAUCGGAAAAUAGUUUAUCAAAGGCAUCGACUUCGAACACGUUUUUUAGCGCAACCGAUAGUGAAUCCACGCUAGAGAACGCAUUACAACGAUUUUGGCUGAUUGAAGACGUAAGCGAUACACCACCUUAUACGAUCGAGGAGCGUACUUGUCAAGAAUAUUUUAAUAAGACCGUUAUUAGAAAUGACGAGGGACGUUUUGUCGUACACCUACCGUUUCGGGUCGAUUUAAUAAAACUAGGAAAGUCGUACGAAAUCGCAAAACGUCGCUUCUUAGCAAUAGAACGUAAGUUCCAAAAAGAUAAGGAAUUAAAGAAAGAAUAUUUUUCUUUUAUGAAAGAGUAUGAGUCAUUAAACCAUAUGGAACGGGUAGAUGAGAGCGAACUCGAAAAAGAAGAUCAAACGUGUUACUUGCCCCACCACGCCGUUAGAAAAGACAGUAGCACGUCUACAAAGUUGCGGGUAGUGUUCGACGCAUCUUGCAAAACAGAUAACGGUAUUAGUCUUAAUGACGUGUUAUUAAAGGGCCCGGUUAUCCAAGACGAUUUAUUAUACAUUAUUUCACGAUUUCGAACUCAUAAUUACGUUUUAACGGCCGACAUAGUUAAAAUGUACCGGCAAAUAUUAAUGACUGAUAAACAUCGCGAUUAUCAAAGAAUAUUAUGGCGCACGGACCCUAAUCAACCUAUACAAAUAUAUUGA